CUCUCCAAAGAAAAGAACUAUUCUUUGUUUUUGUUAUUGUUGUGUUUAUUGAUCUUUGUUUGGAUUUCUAGUUUUAUAAACAUGAGUGAAGAGAAUGAGAAUGCUGUAGUUGAGAAACGUCGAGUUCCUAAGCUUAAUGAAAGGAUUCUCUCAUCCUUGUCUAGGAGAUCAGUUGCUGCUCAUCCUUGGCAUGAUCUAGAAAUUGGCCCAGGUGCUCCUGCAGUAUUUAAUGUUGUUGUGGAAAUUACCAAAGGAAGCAAAGUCAAGUAUGAGCUUGAUAAGAAAACAGGACUAAUAAAGGUUGAUAGGAUUUUAUACUCCUCUGUUGUUUAUCCUCACAAUUAUGGUUUUAUUCCUCGCACUCUUUGUGAAGACAAUGAUCCAAUGGAUGUCUUGGUUCUUAUGCAGGAACCAGUUCUGCCAGGUUGUUUUCUCCGAGCUAGAGCCAUUGGGCUAAUGCCCAUGAUUGAUCAGGGAGAAAAAGAUGAUAAAAUCAUAGCAGUAUGUGCUGAUGAUCCUGAGUUUCGUCACUACAAUAACCUGAGUGAACUCUCGCCUCAUCGCCUUGCUGAAAUACGGCGCUUCUUUGAAGACUAUAAGAAGAAUGAGAACAAAGAGGUUGCUGUAAAUGAGUUCUUGCCUGCAGAAACUGCUGUUAAUGCCAUACAGUACUCAAUGGAUCUUUAUGCUCAGUAUAUAUUGCAGACCUUGAGAAGAUAAAAGAGUGAUGUUCCUUCGCAUGCCAAAUAAUUUGGUUUCAUUUGCUCCCAGAUAUUCAACCCGGGAGAAAAGAAUUCAUUGUCCCUUUUGAUUAUAUUCAUGGUUGUGCAUUUAUUUGUUCAUCAACAGUUUGAUUGUCAUAAAGUGUGAUUUUCUUUUUCUGAAUGUGUUAC
Dioscorea cayenensis subsp. rotundata (Guinea yam) is the source of this 893-nucleotide messenger RNA. Its product is annotated as soluble inorganic pyrophosphatase. Gene Ontology annotation, molecular function: inorganic diphosphate phosphatase activity; magnesium ion binding. Gene Ontology annotation, cellular component: cytoplasm. The record is from RefSeq and is a predicted model, not a curated record. Gene Ontology annotation, biological process: phosphate-containing compound metabolic process. The transcript has 8 exons. Lineage: Eukaryota; Viridiplantae; Streptophyta; Magnoliopsida; Dioscoreales; Dioscoreaceae. The coding region runs from base 82 to 720 and encodes 212 amino acids.